AUGGCCGAAAAGAACGAGAACCAGAGGCACUACGAAUAUGGUAACGAUGAAAAGCAAAUUGGUAUCGAGCCAACUCCCUCCCCAGAUACCCAAGACGGCCUUCGCACUGUUGACGCGGGCCUCCCUGCCGACCAAGUAAUUUACGACCAACUCGAAGCCAGAAGAGUUCUGAGGAAGGUUGACUACCGCAUCAUCCCUUUGCUGACUCUUUUGUACCUCCUGGCAUAUAUCGAUCGAAGCAAUCUUGGGAAUGCAAAGAUCGCCGGCAUGUUCGAGGAUUUGGAGUUGUACGGAAUGAAAUACAACACCGCCUUGACCGUCUUCUUCGUCCCCUACUCGCUCUUCGAAGUGCCCAGCAACAUUGUUCUGAAGUUGAUCCGCCCAUCCAUUUGGAUAUCCAUUAUCUGCUUUGCCUGGGGUCUGGUGAUGACCUUGAUGGGCCUCGUCACCAGUUAUGGAGGACUCGUUACUGCUCGUUUCUUCCUUGGUGUGGCAGAAGCCGGUUUCUUCCCAGCCGCGACCUACCUCCUGACCAUCUGGUACAAGCGAUAUGAGGUUCAACGUCGUAUGGCCGUCUUCUACGCGGCGGCCUCCCUCUCCGGCGCCUUCUCUGGCCUCCUAGCUUUCGCUAUCGAAAAAAUGGACGGCAUUUCCGGGCUUGCCGGGUGGAAGUGGAUCUUCAUUCUAGAAGGCCUCGCUCCCAUCGCGGUCUCCUUCACUCUAUAUUUCCUCCUCCCUGACAAACCCGAAACGGCAAAAUUUCUUACCAAAGAAGAGCGGGAAUUUAUUGUCAACCGUAUCGCCCUUCACACCGGUUCCGGCCGCGGCAGAGUGACCAAUGCUGAUAAGAUCCAACUCCAUCAUAUCAAGGAUGCUUUCAAAGAGUGGAAGACCUGGAUGGCCAUCAUCCCCUUCUGGGCCUGCAGUAUUGGCACAUACGGCUUCACUGCCACGGUUCCUUCGGUGAUCAAGGAGAUGGGUUACAGCUCAGCAAACGCACAACUCAUGACCAUUCCCAUUUACGUGGCUGCUAUGAUCGCCACGGUUGUUGUCGCUUUCUGGUCCGAUAAAGUCCAGCAACGUACUCCUUUCCUCAUGGGUGGCUUCGCCAUUGCCGUGGCAGGAUUCAUCGCCCAACUCGCCAUUCCGCACCCUAAAUACUCAGGCGUGACAUAUUUCUUCCUCUUCCUUGUGGCGAUUGGAUUAUAUUGCCCAUUUACAUGUAUAGUCACCCUGAUCGGAAACAAUCUUGCUCCCUCCUCCACGCGUGCAGUUGGCAUGGCCCUCUUGAUCUCCGUGGGUAAUAUGGGUGGUAUCUGUGGGAGCAACAUCUACUACGCAUCGCAAGCCCCCAAGUACCAAACCGGCUUUGGAACCUGUUUGGCCAUCUGUGUGCUUGGAAUCAUUGCAGCCUUCAUUCUACGCAAGGCAUAUCAAGCUGAGAACAGGAAGAGAGAUGAGCUUCUUGCACAUGAGGGUGAGGAGACCAUUAAGGCCAAAUACACUGAACAAGAGCUCUUGGAUUUGGGUGACAAGAGCCCUUUCUAUCGCUACACGCUUUGA
Rhinocladiella mackenziei CBS 650.93 is the source of this 1563-nucleotide messenger RNA. RefSeq lists its product as uncharacterized. Gene Ontology annotation, cellular component: membrane. Gene Ontology annotation, biological process: transmembrane transport. The transcript is spliced from 2 exons. The record is from RefSeq and is a predicted model, not a curated record. NCBI's taxonomy places the organism in Eukaryota, Fungi, Ascomycota, Eurotiomycetes, Chaetothyriales, Herpotrichiellaceae. Gene Ontology annotation, molecular function: transmembrane transporter activity. Bases 1 to 1563 code for a protein of 520 amino acids.